ACUGAUACGUCCAGUCGUCAGUCUUAAUCAUAACACAGAACAAUUAACACAAAUUGACUCGUGUUAAGUUUCAUAUUGUGCUAACUUGUGCUUAUGUUUGGUGUGAAAAAGUUGAUUAUUUUAGUGCUUGCUUUAAUAUUGAGGAACAAAAUGAAGUCACUGCUGGUGAUAUGCGCGUUGGCGUUCCUGUGCGGUGUGCUCGCCAAGAACAAGACUGAUGGCAAGGUGAAGAUCGCCGUGUACUACGAGUCUCUGUGCCCGGACAGCAAGAAGUUCAUCACGGGCCAGCUGGCGCCGGUGUGGCGCGACAUGCGCGGACUGCUCAAGGUCAAGCUGGUGCCCUACGGCAAGAGCACGCGUGACAAGAUCAACGAGAAAUGGGAGUUCAACUGCCACCACGGCGCUGAGGAGUGCUACGGCAAUAAGGUACAAGCGUGCAUCCUGAAGGACCGCAAGCUGCAGGACACGGAGAAGAUGGACCUGGUGAUCUGCCUGAUGGGCCAGACCAACCCCGAUAAGUCCCUUGACACAUGUCUGGAGCAAGUGGGCAAGUCGGCGGAGAGCAGCAAGCUCAAGAAGUGCGCGGACGGCGCGCAGGGCGACUCUCUGCUGGCCUCGUACGGGGACAAGAGCGACCUCGUGCAGCGCCCGCUAGCCUUCGUGCCCACUGUCAUCAUCAACGAGAAAUUCGACCAAGCGCUCCAAGAUGAGUCGAUGACGAACCUCAAAACGGUGGUGUGCCGCGUCGCCCCCAACAAGCCCUCCAUAUGUAAUUAAGUUCAAUCAUAUUUUGUAAUAAUUGAACGUGGAAGAACACGAUAACUAGCAGUAAAAAAAAUCUUGCAUAAAUGGUGGCUUCUGCGCCGGAAUAAUCAUUUGAAAUAAAAAAAACUGUGCAUUCUAUGUGUAGCCAUAUAUUAGCCA
Aricia agestis (brown argus) is the source of this 924-nucleotide messenger RNA. RefSeq names its product GILT-like protein 1. Lineage: Eukaryota; Metazoa; Arthropoda; Insecta; Lepidoptera; Lycaenidae. The transcript is spliced from 7 exons. Gene Ontology annotation, molecular function: oxidoreductase activity, acting on a sulfur group of donors, disulfide as acceptor. The record is from RefSeq and is a predicted model, not a curated record. The coding region runs from base 94 to 777 and encodes 227 amino acids.